Molecule: messenger RNA, 897 nt
Organism: Lotus japonicus
Lineage: Eukaryota; Viridiplantae; Streptophyta; Magnoliopsida; Fabales; Fabaceae
Product: ubiquitin-conjugating enzyme E2 2-like
Exons: 6
Coding region: 187-645 (152 amino acids)
Source: RefSeq, a predicted model, not a curated record
ACCCAUUCACGAACAGUGUGCUAGUCAGAGAGAGCUGAGCAGAGCACCUCUAAAAUGAAAUUCGGAAGAACCAACCAAUAGCUUUUCCUUUUCUCUCAGCCGCCAUACGAUUCAUUCAUUCCACCCACCACCACCGUUCACAUCCUCAAUCGAACUCACACUCUCACUCGUAAACGGGUGGUAGCGAUGUCGACUCCGGCUAGGAAGAGGCUGAUGAGAGAUUUUAAGAGGCUGCAACAAGACCCACCUGCAGGAAUCAGUGGUGCCCCUCAGGAUAACAACAUAAUGCUCUGGAAUGCUGUCAUAUUUGGUCCUGAUGAUACUCCAUGGGAUGGAGGUACGUUUAAGUUGACUCUCCAAUUUACUGAGGACUAUCCUAACAAGCCACCCACUGUGAGAUUUGUCUCUAGAAUGUUUCACCCAAACAUUUAUGCGGAUGGAAGUAUCUGUUUGGACAUAUUGCAAAAUCAGUGGAGUCCUAUAUAUGAUGUAGCUGCUAUUCUCACUUCUAUCCAGUCAUUGCUUUGUGACCCCAACCCAAAUUCUCCUGCAAACUCGGAAGCAGCUCGAAUGUUCAGUGAGAACAAGCGUGAGUACAAUCGAAGAGUGCGGGAAAUUGUGGAGCAGAGUUGGACAGCUGACUAAAGCUCAUCUUUAUAUGCUUGUGGGACUUUGAAGGUGUGAAUUAGGUUGCAUUGCUACCUAUAAGAAUCAUAAAUCAUAAUGCAAACUUCUGAAUUCUAUGUCAUGUAUUCCUUCUUUUGAAUGUUAGGGUCUUCUUGUCUUCAAUUCAUGGUAGCUUAUGCAUCGUCCAUGUAUCAUGUAAUAUAAAAUUCCUGUCAACUUGCAUCAGAUUGUUGUUAACAUGGUUCAAUGUAUAAGUUAUAGUCUUCUGAA